Molecule: messenger RNA, 948 nt
Organism: Alternaria triticimaculans
Lineage: Eukaryota; Fungi; Ascomycota; Dothideomycetes; Pleosporales; Pleosporaceae
Exons: 1
Coding region: 1-948 (315 amino acids)
Source: RefSeq, a predicted model, not a curated record
AUGUCAUAUCACGACAGCUACGAAUUACCCAGAGAAGAUGAGCACAAUGUCAGCCCUGCAUGGUUUGAGCGACAGAAGCAGCGUCCUGUCGAGAGCCAUGACCCGAGCCUUCGCGACUGGCUUGCUACGGAGGUCGACGCAUUGAAAGCAUACCACGAUGGCCACAUUACUGCAGAUGAGGCGGCAUUGUCCAUGACACACCCACUGUCCACCUCGCCUGUACCAGCAUUAGGAGGCUAUUCUGAUCAUCUCCUGGCUGUUGAUAACCUAUGGGGAGUUAUCAUAGACGCUCUCAUGGAAUGGCCAUCCACACGUGUCCCGGAGAUCUUUACGCUACUGAAUGCGAUCGCGAAGGCGCCGGGUAAGAUCCACAAAGGCGAGGCUCUUAACCAUGUGGGAGAACAGCUCAUAUGGGCAAAAUUCCCGUACUUUGGCAUGUCCUGGAACGAGAGCACUGGCGCAGACAUCCAGCCAGGCCAAAUUUGCCGGCAGUAUUCCGACGCAACCUUGCUUGCAUUGGCACGGAAAUCUUAUCUAAAGGGAAAAGAUAUCGAAGCCCAGUUGGUUGCGAAGCACGUGUUGAAGAUGAAUGAGGCUAUGAUUAAACUCAUCAUCCGAGCGCUCGAGAAAGAAAUCGACCAGAGCGACGAGCAGCUUGCCACAGAUGAAGCUGCUGCCUACGAUCAAAUCAAGCUGGACUUUCACAUUCCCGCCGUCUCAUUUAUGCUCAAGUACAAUGGGCGCGAAAUCUACGACAAAGUUGUGACGAAGGGAUUAGGGGAUUGGUCAAGGGGUCAAAUGCCAGACGAAGCAAGGGAAUUCCAGAAUGGAGCUGAGCGAUGGUCGUUUUGGAGGAGACGUUUGGAGGAGUUGUCUCAAGGAGAUUUCGAUGACGAGGUAAAGGCCGCUGCACAGGCAAGCUUGGAGUACAUGUCAUCGGUCGUUUAG